AUGCGCAGCGCAGUGCCCCGUGAAGGUUUUGGCGGGAACGCGUGUGGGAGGCGGCAAGGGGCUCCGACAUGGUAUGAGAUUGUUUUCCUAGACCGGCUUCAUUAUAAUUUUAAACAUUUCGGUUCACAGCAUGAAUGUAUCUCCAUCCAUAUUGGCCAGGCUGGUGUCCAGAUCGGAAAUGCUUGUUGGGAAUUGUACUGUUUAGAACAUGGGAUCCAACCUAAUGGAUUUAUGGCCAGGGAUUGGACUUAUGGAGCUGCAGAUAAUUCCUACAACACUUUCUUUUCUGACACGGGUGGCGGGAAGCUCGUCCCAAGAGCUCUAUUCAUUGAUUUAGAACCCACUGUCAUCGAUGAGGUCCGUACCGGUACCUAUCGACAGCUCUUCCACCCUGAGCAACUCAUCACUGGCAAGGAAGAUGCUGCCAACAAUUAUGCUCGUGGGCACUACACCAUUGGCAGAGAGAUAAUUGAUCUAGCUCUGGAUAGAAUACGCAAGCUGGCUGAUGAAUGCACAGGACUCCAGGGUUUUCUGGUGUUCCAUAGCUUUGGUGGAGGAACUGGCUCUGGGUUCACUUCUCUAUUGAUGCAGUGCCUUUCUGUUGACUAUGGCAAGAAGACAAAGUUUGAAUUUACUAUUUACCCAGCUCCCCAGAUCUCAACAGCUGUGGUUGAGCCCUACAACUCCAUCCUCACCACCCAUACCACCCUAGAACACUCAGACUGUUGCUUCAUAGCAGACAACGAAGCUUUGUAUGAUAUCUGCCGCAGGAACCUGGACAUCGAGCGUCCGACCUACACCAACUUGAACCGGCUGCUCGCUCAGGUCGUUUCCUGUAUUACAUGCUCCCUUCGCUUUGAGGGUGCACAGAAUGUUGAUCUGAUAGAGUUCCAGACCAACUUGGUUCCAUAUCCUCGCAUCCAUUUCCCAUUGGUUGCUUAUGCACCAGUUGUCUCAGCUGAAAAGGCUUUCCAUGAGCAGUUGUCUGUGGCUCAGCUCACCAAUGCCUGCUUUGAGCCAGCAAACCAGAUGGUCAAAUGUGAUCCUCGUCAUGGGAAGUACAUGUCUUGCUGUCUCUUAUAUCGAGGUGAUGUGGUGCCGAAAGACGUUAAUGCAUCUAUUGCUAGCAUCAAGACCAAACGCUCCAUUAGAUUUGUUGACUGGUGCCCCACUGGCUUCAAAGUUGGCAUCAACUACCAGCCUCCCACUGUGGUCCCUGGUGGGGAUCUGGCCAAGGUGCUUCGUGCAGUCUGUAUGCUAAGCAACACCACCGCCAUUGCUGAAGCCUGGGCUCGUCUCAAUUACAAGUUUGACCUGAUGUAUGCCAAGCGCGCCUUUGUACAUUGGUAUGUGGGGGAGGGGAUGGAGGAGGGGGAGUUCUCUGAGGCUCGGGAGGAUUUAGCAGCUUUGGAGAAAGAUUAUGAAGAAGUAGGCAAGGACAGUUCAGAACUUGAUGCUGAUGAGUAUUAG
Molecule: messenger RNA, 1470 nt
Organism: Mobula hypostoma (lesser devil ray)
Lineage: Eukaryota; Metazoa; Chordata; Chondrichthyes; Myliobatiformes; Myliobatidae
Product: tubulin alpha-1C chain-like
Exons: 4
Coding region: 1-1470 (489 amino acids)
Biological process (GO): microtubule cytoskeleton organization; mitotic cell cycle
Cellular component (GO): cytoplasm; microtubule
Molecular function (GO): GTP binding; structural constituent of cytoskeleton
Source: RefSeq, a predicted model, not a curated record